AUGCUUACACUGCUGUUGUUUACACGUGUAUACUGUUCACGUCUCCAGGUGAAGCGCCGCUCCACGUACGACGACACUGAGUUGGUGUUUGAUGAGGAGCAGAUCAUGUUGUGCACAGCCAACAAAAAGUUACAGUCGUAUGCAGAGAAAGCCUUGUCGACCGUCCCUACUCCGUCAGGCCGUCGGGUGAAGAAAAAAAACACAGUCACGUUCACGACGUCCACACAGACGGCCACCGACAGCAAGGAGAACAAACAAAACAACGGCGACUGUGGUGUCAUAGAUCUGGAGGAUACAGAACGAGGCGGCGAAGACGAGACUGUGACGUCAUGCAGAGAUACCACUGCGCAACACCGUGUUUUCAAGGACAAAGACAGAGCGUGUAUUAUGUCAUCUGGUCCAGACAGCGAAAUCUCACGCGAGAAAACGUCCGACAAGCCAGUCGAUUCCAUUCCGGGUAACAAAAUAGUAAAUUACAAACUCAACAAUAAACGAAAUAGGACAGAAAAGAGAACCAUUUCGACAGCAAUGUCAGAUGAACCAAAGCCGGAAGUGCAGAGGGAGACAACUGAUACGAUCGACGAAAGUUCAAGAUUGGAGUCAGCAUCGGGGUCACAAGAUCCUAAAAUGGACAUAAAAGCCGACGUGCAUUGUGAUAGCAUAUUAGAACAUCCUAAUGUUGAGGACGAGGUGAAGAUCAAUUACACCAAGAGUAAAUUUAGCAAUAUAAAAGAUAUUGAAACUGUGAUUGAACCACCGGAUGAAGAAGCUGUGCGUAAAUCCAUUCAGAUGUUGAAAUUAGGAAACUUCACUUCAGAGUUGCCUCCGAGAAAUAACGCCCAGUUUAGCAUAGAUGUGUUUGAUCAAAAUUCCAACGAAACUGUAAAAGCGGAGCAACCCAAAACUGAACCCGUCAUUUCCGUUGCUAAGCAACAGAAAAAAAUAGACAAAAUGUUGAAAGAUAUAAUGGGGCCGGUUUCGGAUCGGGUCAAAAAGCCUCCCAGAAAAAGUAAACCCAAGAAUGGCGUCAUAAACAAAGGUUUUCAGGAAGACAGCAAGGACACGAAACCACCAUCAGGAGACCAAGUCAGACCUCAGACCUCAGAUGGGUGUCCCUUUGCCAGGAGAGACGGUUAUUCCACGCUGCCCCUGACGAAGGUCAACGGCGGAAGGUCCACGGCCAAAUCUGCAGAGUUCGAGACAAACCAUGGCGGCGAUUUUACAACGUUAGUUCAACCAAUUAGUGCCAAAAGGGCGACGAAGAUCAGGAAGAAGUUCAUGGAGAAGGAAGAAGAGAAGCUAUUCACACCAAGGAUCCUACUGGAGAAGGACCGGAACUGCUUCUCUGACCUUGAACCGGUAGAGGACUUCACCGACGUCGAGGGUCACGCCGCUUCAGACAGAGAAGGCGUCGUAUCCCCCAGGGUGAUCAGUGUAAAGAGGACGGACAAUACAGUGUCUAUGGACAGUGUCAGAACACACACGGACACUGAAUUAGAACUUACAGAUUGUGACACGGAAGACAUGAGUGUUUCCGAGAGUGAUACUAAAGCGCAUGCGCGUAAAACUAGGUCGAACAAACGGCAAGACCGAAGUCAGAAAGGACAGUACGACUCCCGUAGGAAGUACCUCGCUUUGAAUAGUCUGAGAAGAAAAACGAAAGCAAAAGCCUUAAAUGCGGAAAUACGAAACCGAAUCAGACUUGCUCAGUCUUGAUGAUAACUGUACAUGAGUAGAUAAAGUGCCGGGCAAAAGAAAUUUACAAAUUGUGUGUGACCCAAAAAUUACAAAAGUUAUCAAAACUUCACAAAGUUAAAAUCAAUCGUCGAAAUACUAGCUCCAUAACACAACAACGAUUCGUGUCAAAUACGUCAUUAUUGAAUAUAUCAUUUGAUACUGGUUUCAAUUUUAGCAACCAUCAAACAUGGAUGUAUGCUGUCUUUUUGCGCGGUAGUGUAGUAAAGACUUCUCAUUAUUUAAGAACACUACUACCAAGUGACAAAAUGCUAUAUGGCCGGGGGAAUUCCAGGAAUCCCGAAAAUAAUUUCUCCAGAAAUGUAUUGAACUGAUACAAUGGAACAUGUAUAUUAUGUGUUGUCCGUCAUUCAUGCCAUAUCGUUAUUUAUUUAUACAUGUUCAGGUCUUCCCAUGUGGAUGUUUUCGCGUGAAAAUGUAUCGUCUCAUCAUCCAACGAAUAAGCUUACUUAUUUUAAUAUUUAUUGUAUUAUUUAUCAUUUCAUUAAAUUUUAUCAUUGU
Haliotis rubra (blacklip abalone) is the source of this 2256-nucleotide messenger RNA. RefSeq lists its product as uncharacterized. The record is from RefSeq and is a predicted model, not a curated record. The transcript has 2 exons. NCBI's taxonomy places the organism in Eukaryota, Metazoa, Mollusca, Gastropoda, Lepetellida, Haliotidae. Bases 1 to 1716 code for a protein of 571 amino acids.